This is a messenger RNA of Spodoptera littoralis (African cotton leafworm), 2556 nucleotides long. Lineage: Eukaryota; Metazoa; Arthropoda; Insecta; Lepidoptera; Noctuidae. The record is from the annotation of a GenBank genome assembly.
GUGAUCGUUCUGUUUUACGAUAUUUAGUUCACGACAUGCUGUGGGUCACGACCGUCGUCCUUUGGGCUUCAGUGAGCCAUGUGUAUGGCUACAGCAAGCAGUUCCCUCCAGGGUUCAAGUUCGGAGCCGCCACUGCUGCAUACCAGGUAGAAGGAGCUUAUAAUGUCAGUGGUAAAUUCUCCAUAUCCUGGCCUCGUCUCUUACCAACUGGUCUCCCGAACGAGAUCAGUGAUGAUGGCAAGAACUACUACAACAACCUGAUCGAUGGUUUGUUGGAGAAGGGAAUCGAACCGAUUGUCAGUAUCUACCAUUGGGAAAUGCCACAAUUGCUGCAAGAUUUGGGUGGAUGGGCCAACCCCAAAAUAUCGGACUGGUUCGCUGACUACGCGAGGGUGGUGUUCACUCUCUUCGGGGACCGUGUGAAGAUCUGGCUAACUAUCAAUGAACCUAUCGUGGAGUGCGACUGGUACUACGGUCAAGGCGUCCUAGCUCCACAACUGGACUACUACGUGGGGCCAUAUAUGUGCAAUAAGAAUCUCCUAUUGUCCCACGCGAAGGCCUACAGAGUUUACGAUCAUGAGUUCCGUCAUAAGUACCAUGGAAAACUCUCUAUUGUAAACCACCUGCUAUGGCUGAAGCCUUAUUCUUCUGAAUAUGAAGAAGACGCAGAAAUCGCAAGACAGUUCCUUACUGGUCGCUAUGCUCAUGCCAUAUAUUCCAAGAAGGGAGGAUGGCCAUCAGUGGUGGAAAAAACGGUUGCAAAGGUUAGCAAAGAACAAGGGUUUAGAGAAUCGAGGCUGCCACCUUUUACUAAAGAGGAAAUUGAAUUGGUCAGAGGAACCUAUGACUUUUUCGCCAUGAACCACUACACCUCCCGAUUGGUGAGGGCUGCAGAGCCCGAUGAAGACGUCGUGGAGUCUCUCUUCACAUACAUCCCUGAUGCUGAUCUGGUGCUGGAGAAUGACCCCACGUGGACUUAUGGUUACAGUGAGACUAUGCCGGUCCUUUUGGCUAUCCAAGAAGGUAUCAACGUGAUUGGAUACACCUACUGGUCUCUGAUGGAUAACUUCGAGUGGACCGGUGGCUACGGUGUGGGCGAGCCAGCUUCGGCACGAAUGGGCCGGCUCAACCGGAGUGAUACCACGGCCUUGCAGAAAACCGACGUGAAACAACCCCCCGUUACCAGUCUCAUCAAUCCCCGAAUCCCCUACUACCCAAUAAUUCUCAAUUCCCAAAAGGCCGGAAAGUCCGAAAACAUAUGGGACCGCUUCGUGCAUGAACACCCUGAGAGGAUCGAUGAUAGAAGCACUGGAGAUGUUGCCUGCGACUCCUACCACAAUUGGAGGAGAGACCUCGAGAUGGCUGAGGAACUGGGUCUAGAUUUUUAUAGGACCUUGGUAAGACCUAUAUCCUGUACAAAAAGUAAUAGGUUCGGUGGCUGGGCAAAUCCUCUAAUAGUGGACUGGUUUGAGGACUACGCGAAGGUGGUAUUCGCUCACUUCGGAGACCGCGUCAAGUUAUGGCUGACUAUUAAUGAACCAGUAAUUUUAUGUGAAGCUUUCUUUAAUGCUGAGGUGUUUCCACCUGCAUUUAUCAGCCCAGACCUUGGAGUCUACUUGUGCAGUAAACACGUAAUGCUUGCCCAUGCUAAGGCCUGGCGAGUUUACGACAAACUUCUGAAACCUAAAUAUCACGGAAGAGUCUCGUUAACCACCCACAUUGCUUGGUUUGAAUCCCUAGCUCCAGAGUAUGAAGAACUCGCGGAGUUAACCAUGCUCAACUUUGGUGGAAGAUACUCCCAUGCAAUUUACUCUAAAAUAGGGGGAUGGCCUCCCGCUUUAGAGAAGGCUUUGGCAGAAGUCAGCUUGAAAAGAGGAUACUCCAGGCCUCAGCUCCCACCAUUCACACAAGAAGAAAUUGAACUUGUGAGAGGAACCUACGACUUUUUUGCUUUGAAUCACUACACUAGUCGUCUAAUGCGCACGGCUAAAGAGGGAGAAAAAUUCACGGAAUGGCCACUUGGUGAUGUUGAAGAUCUUAAUGGUAUCAUCGUGAGGAAAGCUGAUUGGGCACAAGCUGCUACCUCUUGGUUCUAUGUGAAUCCUGAGGGUAUUCGCAAGAGUCUCGUCUGGUUAAAGCAGCAGUAUGGCGACUUAGAAGUCAUGAUCACAGAGAACGGACUAGCAACGAAAGCAGGACUGGACGAUCAGGAUAGAGUGCAAUAUUAUAGAGAUUAUUUAGAACAAGUUCUACUGGCAAUAAACGAGGACGGUGUGAAUGUGACAGCAUACACUGCCUGGACUCUCAUGGAUAACUACGAGUGGAACAACGGAUACACUGUAAAGUUCGGUCUAUACGAAGUGAACUUCACAGAUCCGGGGCGCAAGCGCACGCCGCGUGCGUCUGCGCAUUACUACGCUAACAUUAUAAGGACACACUCACUUGAUGUACCAACAACGAGUAUUCAACUGUAAUGUACGAAGAAGGCGACAAAACAUGAUCAUUAUUUAAGGAAUAUUAAUAACAUAACAUCACGCCUUUUAUCCCUAAAGGGGU